Messenger RNA from Myxocyprinus asiaticus (Chinese sucker), 2812 nucleotides. RefSeq names its product potassium inwardly rectifying channel subfamily J member 16a (gene kcnj16a). Gene Ontology annotation, cellular component: plasma membrane. Gene Ontology annotation, biological process: potassium ion import across plasma membrane; regulation of monoatomic ion transmembrane transport. The record is from RefSeq and is a predicted model, not a curated record. The transcript has 2 exons. Gene Ontology annotation, molecular function: inward rectifier potassium channel activity. NCBI's taxonomy places the organism in Eukaryota, Metazoa, Chordata, Actinopteri, Cypriniformes, Catostomidae. Bases 121 to 1284 code for a protein of 387 amino acids.
CUACGGUGGUGGUUUUUCUCUCUCUCUCUUGUACUCACACUUUAACACCUCAACUAUCCAGCAGUGGACCACAGCGGCCAGCAGUAAAAGAUCAUUCUCCAGAUACACAACUGAUGCAGCAUGAACUCAGGCACGGUACAAUACUCUGGAGUAAAGUGCAGUGGUGACAUACCUAGUGUGCUAACCGAAGACGGCUACUACUCUAAGAAGAAGCGAUAUGUGCGAAAAGAUGGGAGCUGUAACAUGGUGGUGCGCCAUGUUCCAGAAGAGUGGCUCCUCUGGGUCACUGACAUCUUCACCACCCUGGUGGAGAUCCGCUGGAGGGUCAUGUUCUUGACAUUUGCCCUCUCCUACAUCUUAUCAUGGCUCUUUUUUGGAAUUUUGUUCUGGAUCAUUGCACUCACCCAUGGCGAUAUGAAAGACCCCACCAAUGAGCCAUGUAUUUAUGAGGUGCGAAGCUUCACAGCAGCUUUUCUGUUCUCAUUAGAGACCCAGACAACCAUUGGUUAUGGCUUUCGGGGCAUGUCCGAAAACUGCAUGAUCGCCAUAAUCUUAGUUACUAUCCAAGAUGUCAUCAGCGUCUUUAUUGAUACUUUUGUCAUUGGUAUCGCCGUAGCCAAGAUGGCAUCUGCCCGGAAGAGAGCCCAAACGGUCGGAUUCAGCAACUGUGCUGUGAUCAGCUUACGUGAUGGCCACCUAUGCCUGUCAUGGCGGGUGGUGGACUUCCGUAGAAACCACAUGGUGGAAGGAACGGCUCAUGCACAGGUAGUUCAACACAUCGCACACGCCACCGGGAAAGUUGAUGUUUCAUACAAAGAUCUCAACAUUGAAGAAAGCAAUAUCAUCCUGGCCACCCCAACAACCAUCAUUCAUAAGAUCAGACCUGGCAGUCCUCUGUACAAGAUGAGCUUGCAGGACUUGAGGAAGGAGAACUUCGAGUUGGUGGUGUCUUUCACCUACACGGAUGACUGCACAGGCAUCCUCCACCAGACACGAACAUCCUACAUUCCAAGUGAGAUUCUGUGGGGCCAGCACUUUCAGGAGAUGAUCAGGGUCACCCGCAAGAACUACAGAGUGGACUACACCCUGUUCAACCACACAGUUAAAGUCCUGGUCCCAGAAAUAAGUGCAGAGGGAUAUGACCUGAAGAAGUGCUCUCCACAGCCAAAACACAAGCCACUGUACAUAAGUUCCCCAACAGCAGCUGAGGAUUUGGUUAAUGGGAAUAGCCUCGACACUGAAAAAGAAUCUACCAGCAGUGCUGUCCAAGAGUACAAGCUAUAACAGUGGACCUGAUACAUCAUGACUCUAUAGCACUUUGAAAUGGGGCUUCCUCAUAGGCUUCACUAAUGUAAGCAAUAGUACAAUAAUAGUUUGCCUUAAAGUAGUUCAGCCAAAAAUGAAAAUUCCAGCAUGAAUGAAAAUGAAAUGACGUAGCUCCUCACAAAUAUCGCAGCAGUUCUGAAGUGAAAUGUCCACUAAGUGGCGCUAAAUGUUAGUAAAAUUUUCUCUCAAACAGAUGAGGUUUUUAUGGGCAGGGUUGGGGAGUAACAGAAUACAUGUAACGGGAUUACGUAUUUAAAAUACAAAAUAUAAGUAACUGUAUUCCACUACAGUUACAAUUUAAAAAAAUGGUAUUUAGAAUACAGUUACAUUCAAAAAGUAUUUUGAUUACUGAAGAGAUUACUUUGCAUUUUAUUGUCAUUUGUUUCAUUUAAUAUUUAGUCCUUUCAAAUGGAAAAAUAUAUACAUAUAAAUUAUGCUAUCCAAAGUGCAUUUGAACAGCGAUGAAACACUUUCUUAUGAUGUGUUACAUUCAUACGAACAGACAGAGAAGUAAGUUUGAAGCAAGUUUGGAGCAGAAGAAACAGAAAUAAACCUUGUGUAAGUUGUCAGCUUUACGCUAAGCUAAAAUGCUUUUUCUAGCCAUUUUACAUGCACAUGUUACUAGACACGAUCACAUUUUUUUAUCAAGAAAGUUCACGGUGGAUCAUAAUUUCUUUUAUCUAGUAAGACCUUUGAUAUUAGGGCAACAAUCUUAUUCUUGAUAAUAUUUUUUUUUUUAUUGUUUUCCUGUAAAAAUAUCUAAAAAUCCUUAAAACAACAUCAAUUUGAUUUAUCUCGUUUUAGAAACAACACUGCAUAAGAUAUAUAGGUUUUUCAGAGAAUGUAUUUUUAACAUGUGUAUUUUGUCUUACUGUACUGGCAGAGUUUUUAUAGUCAAAACAAGUGAAAAAAUCUACCAGUGCUGAAGAAGUAAUCCAAAGUAUUUAGAAUACGUUACUGACCUUGAGUAAUCUAAUAGAAUAUGUUACAAAUUACAUUUUACAACAUGUAUUCUGUAAUCUGUAGUAGAAUACAUUUCAAAAGUAACCCUCCCAACCCUGUUUAUGGGUAAUGCUCUAGCGGGUUUUAAAUCAACAAAACUGACCUCCCUACCCUAAACCUUCAUCCUAAACCUUACCGACAGUAUCAUAAAAAGCAAAUGUGACAUGGAAUGCAUUGCUGUAACACCAUCAUUUUGUGUUGCUUCUAUGACACUUUCAGCUCACUUGUAAACUUGCAUAUCCUUCAGGACUCAAAACCUGGUUCUUUGCUCUCUAUCAGUUGAGCUACUAUGCAGUUGAAUCGCGAUUGAUCAAGCUUGUAAAUGUAGUUGGCUAUGCAAUGCAAAUGUUAAAAUGUAUCACCUUACAAGUCAUGCACUGUAGUAAAAGUGUUCAAUGUCAUAAGACAUAGGCAUUUCUCAACUGAUAAACUGCCCUGUUACUCAUGAUUUGUGUGAAAGGGAAUAAAAGACAUUGAAGUUUUA